Messenger RNA from Clunio marinus, 294 nucleotides. Lineage: Eukaryota; Metazoa; Arthropoda; Insecta; Diptera; Chironomidae. The record is from the annotation of a GenBank genome assembly.
AUGGGCACUGAGCAUUCAAAUAACUUUACACGAGCUAUUGUCAUUGAGUUCAAAGGGGGAGAAAGACGGAGAUUGGAAGUUUGUGGAAAAAAUAAAAAUUAUGUUGACAAGAGAUUUAAGCUAAUUUUGCCACUUGUAAGAAUUACAUUAAACUUAAUCACUGACGUGAAAGUAUUUGUCACUCAGCUAUUUAAAGUUGAUGUUGAAGAUCGUCUUCAUUUCAACGAGAUUCUAAAGCUCAUUCAUCAGCAUAAAGAAGGAAAAGAAUAUCAAGAACAACAACGUUUCUAUUAA